GCUGUGCUCCGCCUUCGUCAGCCCAGGCAACGCGGAAGGUGCCCGCCUGCUGGAGAAGACGAAGGAAGGGGUCCAAACCAAUACUGGAGAAGCUGAGACUCAAGCUUCCGCUUAGGCUGCCGCUCAUUUCAGCAUCGCGCCCAUCUCAGCACAUCACUGUCACCAGCUGUCUGCAAAACCAGUUCACUGAAACAUUUUCAAGCGUUUUAGCAUUUGGUUGUACAAAGAAUAGAGUGUGUGGCAGCUGCUUGUGAUUACUAGUGGCGCCCUACUGGCCCCCGCAAGCACGUUCGAAGAAGGGCACUUGAAGGAGUGGUUGAUCUGGAAGUUGGUAUUGUUGCUGGCAGUGCCCUUUUGGGAGAAAGGUUCUCGAUUGAAGUGCUUCUUGCAAAGUCAUCUGUUUUUGCAAAAUUGAGCUGGGCUAGCACUGAUAGGCUUCUGCUUCUCGUGGACCCCAACCAGAUUAGGCAAGCAGCAUAAACCAGCGUGUGUCAGCUCUUGUUCCCAGCUACUGGGACAUUACUAGCUCAGACAGGAUUAGACAGUCCUUACUAAGCCGGAGAAGCCCACCAAUGGAGGAGUACGCUGACGCCCCCCAUAUGGCCACGGAGCAGUUUGAGAUUGUUGAUUCAGAGCUAGUAGACGAGCUGCCCGCCCCUCAGAUCGAUUUUAGCGAUGACCCACGUGGCGCUGUAAACAUGCGCGCGAGGUUUGAGGUGCCCAUGGACUUUGACCACUUGUGGACUGUGGUGACCGACCCUGACGAGUUUACGCGCGUGUUCAGCCGGACGUUCAAAGGGUACGACGACCUCGAAGUGCAUGAGGACGACGGCGCAGGUCGGCGCAGUCUGGAGAUGGUGCGCGAGCAGUGGUUUGACAUGAAGGUAUGGCGUGGGUCGGUGUCCACGCACCUGUACCUCGAAGAGGAUCGCUCGGAGGGCCUCAUCGACUUUCGGAUGGGCCGGCCUGGCUUCAUGAAGGUUUUCGAGGGCUCCUGGCAGAUCCACCAAGUAGAGACGCCCACUGGUGUACCGCUAUCGCAGGUGGCUCUUUACCAGACACUCAAGCCGAGCAUCCCCGGCAUCGUGCCUAACAAGGCCUUCUUCAUCCGGCAAUUCACUAAGAAGGUGACGGAGGACAUGGUAUCAGAUCUGCGCGCGGAAGCAGCCCGAACACGGGAAGCUGGGCAUAAAGUCUGCUGACAAGUUGCCGGCCAGGAGCCCAGCUUAGGGCGUUCGUAUAGUUGUAAGUCUAGGCUCGCACGCGAAUUUUGGCCGGGUGCCGCACAAGAUGUACAGAAUCGGAUAGGUUUGAGCACGCGAUAGAUUUGAGCACGCGAUACCACUUGCUACUGUGUACAGUAAAAUGAGUUUUUCUGGACGGACUCGGUUAUUAGUCUGCGCGCAGGAAUGAUAGGAAAGCAAGGGUCGAAAGCGGAAGAAGACGUGGUUUUUUUCCAGGUUCAAAUCUUGCAUUUUGGAGCUGUUAUUGCAGAGGUCCUAAUGCCAUAGUGAGUUUCUUGUCUGCUGACUACUUUUGUCGAGGGGGAAAAGGUGCUAUUGUGAUGGACACGCGUUAGCAAGUUUAGCAUUAGCAAUAAACAUACGGGGUUGUCAGUGAAACUUGGACAAUUGUGUAGCGAAGAUUGGCCAGCGUGAUUGGGCGCGCUUGCCUUAUCCGAGGUUAGCAAUUGACCUGUUUUGAAAUCAUCGAUUCUCUUAAUUUAAUCGAAUGAGGGAAAAGUCGAAAGCAUUCUUUCAUUCAUUCAACUGUGA
Klebsormidium nitens is the source of this 1775-nucleotide messenger RNA. The record is from the annotation of a GenBank genome assembly. NCBI's taxonomy places the organism in Eukaryota, Viridiplantae, Streptophyta, Klebsormidiophyceae, Klebsormidiales, Klebsormidiaceae.